Messenger RNA from Centruroides sculpturatus (bark scorpion), 918 nucleotides. Its product is annotated as KRAB-A domain-containing protein 2-like. Gene Ontology annotation, biological process: DNA integration. The coding region runs from base 1 to 918 and encodes 305 amino acids. The record is from RefSeq and is a predicted model, not a curated record. NCBI's taxonomy places the organism in Eukaryota, Metazoa, Arthropoda, Arachnida, Scorpiones, Buthidae. Gene Ontology annotation, molecular function: nucleic acid binding. The transcript has a single exon.
AUGGAGGAGCAAGCUGUAGUGUUGGAGAAGGUGUCAUGGUCUAUAGACAUGAAACAACGAUUUGACAAUGAACUGUCCAAAAUUCGAGUUAAUAUUGUAAAAAACAGUAUUUUCUUAACCGAAACUACUUACCAGAAUUUAAUAAAUGAUGUGCAAAAAGCCAAAAUGACUACUAAGAAGGAACCCAGGGACUAUUGGUUGCUGAAUCGCUAUGAUGUGCUGAUUAUAGAAAACAAAAGUAAAUUCAUUUAUCCUGUUAAAGAAGGCAUCAGUAAUAUACAGUAUUACGUUACGGUGUUAUUUCACUCAGAGUUAUUUCACGUACUUCAUAAAGCUCAUUUGGCUAUUGGACACGGAGGACGUGAUAGAAUAUUGAAAGAACUUUCAACCAAAUACAAAAACGUUACACGUCAUGAUAUUGAACUGUACAUCCACCUUUGUGAACCUUGCCAGAAAAAACAGAAAGGUAUUAAAAAGGGCAUUGUUGUUAAACCUAUGAUUUUUUUAGAAUUUAAUUCCCGUUGUCAGGUAGAUCUGAUUGACUUUCAGUCUCAGCCAGAUAGAGAAUACAAAUUUAUUAUGAUGUACCAAGAGCAUCUCACAAAAUUUGUGAUUCUUAAGUCUCUGACGUCAAAAAGAGCUGAAGAAGUAGCCUAUAACCUAGAGGACAUAUUCUCGUUGCUUGGAGCACCAUCUUUAUUACAGAGUGACAAUGGUAGGGAAUUUGCAAAUAAUGUGGUGACCAGCUUGAAGAAGUUUUGGCCAGCACUAAAGAUCGUCCAUGGGAAGCCUCGCCAUUCACAAAGCCAGGGUAGUGUCGAAAGAGCUAAUCAAGAUAUCGAAAAUAUUCUCUUACUUGGAUGCAGGACAACAAAUCUGACCGCUGGAGUGAAGGACUACGUUUUGUUCAAUUUAUGA